AAGAAAAUAAUACACGUUCUUCUGUCAACAACUCCAACAUGGCAGCCCCUGGUAUACUUCCAUCCCGGUAUGUAAACGGGGUUCCCGUUCCCACAUCAAGACGGACACUAAGAAUGAAAGAGAAAUACAUUAUCUUGUUGGUAUUCGUCACAUUUGGCACGGUUUGUUUUGGUGCUUUUAUGUACCUACCAGAUAUGAGAGACCGAGCUCGCGUGGAAUCACUUCGGGGACAAUUUCGUGAUGUUAUAGUGCCACAUCAUGGAGGAAGUGGGAAAAUUUUAGCACAUGACAACAAUGGUAUUGAUAUCCAUGCAAUUAAUGACAGAGUGCGAUUGGGGGAAAAGAUAGAAAUGGACAUGGCCGAACAUAAAAGACUUGUAAAGGUUGGACAAAAAUUGAACAUGUCCAAAGAUGAUACACUUGGGUUCAAACAACACAUUGAGAAUGAUAAAGAGAAAGUUCGACAACAGAAGAAGGAGGAGGAAGAAAGAAAGAGACAAUCUGAGAUGGAAAAGCUGAAGGAGAUAAAGCAAGAACAUCCUGGUGGAGAGGGAGCUCAAGGAGGUGCACCAUCUGAAGAAGAUGUUCUGGAAAAAAGAAAUGCAGUCAAAGAGAUGAUGAGACAUGCUUGGGCUAGUUAUAAGAAGCAUGCCUGGGGUUCAAAUGAAUUAAGACCAAUAUCAAGGAGAGGACACAGUGCCAGUAUAUUUGGAACGCUUAAUUUAGGUGCCACAAUAGUUGAUGCUGCUGAUACAUUGUAUAUCAUGGAGAUGAUGGACGAAUAUAAAGUAGCAAGGGAUUGGAUUGCUGCAAAUUUGAACUUUGAAGGAUCUUCAGAAUUGUCUGUAUUUGAAACAAACAUUAGAUUUGUUGGAGGAUUACUAGCUCUGUAUGCCUUAACUGGUGAUAAGAUGUAUAAAGAGAAAGUUGUUAAAAUAGCAGAUAAAUUAUUGCCAGCAUUUAAUACGCCAUCAGGAAUACCCAACUCCAUGGUGAAUGUCAGAACAGGUGGAUCAAGAAACUGGGGUUGGGCUUCAGGUGGUUGUUCUAUUUUGGCAGAAUUUGGAUCCUUUCAUUUAGAAUUUGUUUAUCUAUCUGAAAUAACUGGAAAUCCAGUUUACAGAGAGAAGGUUAAUAAGAUAAGAGAAGUAUUGAACCAGUUAGAAAAACCUGAUGGACUGUAUCCAAACUACCUGAAUCCUAAAACAGGUAGAUGGGGCCAACAACAUGUUGCUAUAGGAGCACUUGGAGACAGUUUUUAUGAAUAUUUAAUAAAGUCAUAUGUACAGUCUGGAAACAAAGAUGAACUUGCAAAGAAAAUGUACUUUGAUGCAGUUCAGGCCAUGGAGAAAAAAAUGUUACAAAAAUCUAAAAGUGGAAUGGUAUACUUAGCAGAAUAUAAAUCAGGAAGACUAGAGCAUAAAAUGGACCAUUUAGGAUGUUUCUGUGGUGGUAUGUUUGCUUUGGGGGCUAAACAUUCAGAUGAUAAAGCAAAAUACAUGAAACUAGGAGCAGAUAUAGCACACACCUGUCAUGAGUCUUACGAUAGAUCAGCUACAAAACUAGGACCAGAAGCAUUUAGAUUUGAUGGACAGACAGAAGCCAAAUCUAUUAGACAGAAUGAGAAAUAUUAUAUAUUAAGACCAGAAGUAUUAGAAACUCACUUUUAUAUGUGGAGAUUUACAAAAGAACAAAAAUACAGAGAUUGGGCAUGGGAGGCUGUAAAUGCAUUAAACAAGCAUUGUAAAGUUGAUGGUGGAUUUACAGGAAUAAGAGAUGUCUAUCAGGAACAUGGAUCACAGGAUGACGUGCAGCAAAGUUUCUUUUUAGCAGAAACUUUAAAAUAUUUAUAUCUGACAUUCUCAGAAGAUACAGUUAUACCAUUAGAUAAAUGGGUAUUUAAUACAGAAGCCCAUCCAUUUCCCAUACAGGGAGCAAAUACUGUAAAGGAAAUAGAAUCGUGAAAAGAAAAAUAAGAUGAUUAGGUUUUAACUAAUUUAUGAAAAGAAGGUAAUUGUCUCUGUUCAGGUCCAUAUGUUACAUUGAUAUUGAGAAAAAAACAUGAUUAAACCCUUAUUUCUAUUUAAUAAAAUUACCCUAGUUUGAAUUUUAUGACAGGCGAAAACAUUAUUUGAUUAUUUGUUUUCUGAUUAUGAUAACAUAAUUUUACAAGAUAGAAAUAUACUAACUAUAAAUUCAGAAAUUAACUGGGUGAUUUUAUAAAUGGAAAUUUUUUUUUGACAGAAUAAACAUAACUGUUAAAAUGCAUAUUUUAUAAUUUUUUGAUAGUAGGGAAUGUUUAUGAAUUACAUAAAUACAUCUUGUGUAAUGAACUACUAUCAAAAUAGUGUUAACAAAUUAAUCCAUUGAAUUUCUAGAUUUACAACAUUGAUACACAUAAAUAUCAGGCAUGGGCUGUUCCCAAAUUAAUCAACGUGUUGGGACAGGAGGUACUCAAAUAUUAAAUUGUGGGUGGUUGUGGUUUCCUUAAUAUUUUGUAAGGAUUAUAAUUAAAAUUACAAAUUUUAUAUUAUUUGUGGUAAGGGUCUAAAAAACUGCCUCCUUUGCCCACCAUGCAUUUAAUUUUGGAACAGCCUUAAUUAAUUUUUGUCCUUAGAAAAUGCUAUAGGAAAAUUUAUUUCAGUAAAGUUUUAUAGUACGAGAUAUCAUUUGUAUGAAUUCAUACAAAUGAAUUAUUUAUGUUUGUACAUUACAAUAAAUUAUAACUUGGCCUUCGGCUGUUGUCUGCUCUUUGGUCGGGUUGUUGUCUCUUUGACACAUUCCCCAUUUCCAUUCUCAAUUUUAUGUAAAUAAUUUGUUUUUAUCUAAACAGAUUUUUAACUAUUGGUCUCCAGUAAUUUUUUAUUUUUUAUGAACAAGAGAAGAUGGAGUUAGUCUUUUUCUAUGAAUGAUAGAAGGAAUCCUUCAGGAAGGAAUACAAUUUUGCAGAAUUUAAAUCUCAUGAUUAUUUAGGUUCUAUAUAAAUGAAAUAUUUGGGGUGGGGGAGCAUACCAUAUAUUUUUUUUCUAUUCCUCCCAUUCAUUUUUUUCCUGGUAUAGCCAUAAACUAUUAACCUGUUUCAUUAUCAAAUUUAAAUGUUCUGAAUGAUCUUUUCUUUUUAUAAAUUUGAUACAAACAUACAAACUAUGUACAAAACUAGAUAUUUCUGUUAAUAAACACUCGUUGAUCCUGCAUAGCAGUGAUAUGAAUAGAAAGAAAUAAUUUAGUAUGUUGUGUAUAUUUAUGUGUUAUUUAUGUUUGUACAUUACUAUAAAUUAUUACUUGAAACAAAUUAUUUUUGCAUGAUUGUUCUGUAUUUGUAGUAUGAACAAAACUUGGUUUCUCAUAAAAAUCAUGAUUUUUAUCGUAUAUUGGUAUGACGUUGGCGUCGUUGUCGACGUACGAAGACACAUUGGUUUUCGCACUCUAACUUUAGUUUAAGUGAAUGGAUCUCUAUGAAAUUUUACCAUAAGGUUCAAUACCACAAAAGGAAGGUGGGGAUUGAUUUUGGGGGUUAUGGUACCAACAGUUAAGGAAAAAGGGGCCAAAAAUAAGCAUUUUUGUAACUUCCAGACAUAACUUGUGUGUUAGUGUAUGGAUCUCUCUGACAUUGUACCACAAGGUUCCAUAUCACAAAGGGAAUGCUUGGAAUUAUUUUGGGGGUAAUUGCCUCAAAAUUUUAGGAAUUAAGGGCAAAAAAAGGGGCAAAAAACAAGCAUUUUUAUAAUUUCAGGACAAUAACUUGUGUGUAAGUGUAUGGAUCUUUCUCAAAUUGUACUACAAGUUCCAUAUCACAAAGGGAAAGCUGGAAUUGAGUUUGGGGGUAAUUGCCCAAAACGUUUAGGAAUAAGGGGCCAAAAGUAAGCAUUUUUCUAGUUUCCAGAUAAUAACUUGUGUUCAAGUGUAUUGAUCUCUCUGAAAUUGUACUGCAAGGUACCAUACCACUAAGGGAAGGCUGGGAUUGAUUUUGGGGGUAAUUGCCUCAAAAUUUUAGGAAUUAGGGGGCAAAAAGGGGCAAAAAACAAGCAUUUUUCUAGUUUCAGGACAAUAACUUGUGUGUGAGUGUAUGGAUCUUUAUGAAAUUGUACUACGUGGUUCCAUAUCACAAAGGGAAAGCUGGGUUUGAGUUUGGGGGUAAUUGCCCUAAACUUUUAGGAAUUUGGGGCCAAAAAGGGGCCAAAGAACAAGCAUUUUUCUAGUUUCCAGACAAUAACUUGUGUUCAAGUGUAUGGAUCUCUCUGAAAUUGUACUGCAAGAUACCAUACCACAAAGGGAAGGCUGGGAUUGAGUUUGGGGGUGAUGAAUCAUACGGGGGUUCAAAAAAUUUCAGGGGAGGGGGGGAUUUUUUUACCUCCUUUUGUUCCUUUUUUUUUCUUUAAAAUUUUCCAUUUUUAAUUGGUUAUUUCUGAUUUAUAUAUAAAAGCAAAUAUUAAUGAUAUGGCUUCAAUUGGUAAAUUAAAAUUUUUAAAGUUCUUAGACCACAUUCAAUCUGUGUCAGAAACCUAUGCUGUGUCAAAUAUUUAAUCACAAUCCAAAUUCAGUGCUGUAUCAAGCUUGAAUGUUGUGUCCAUACUUGCCCCAACUGUUCAGGGUGUGACCUCUGCAGUCGUAUCAAGCUGCGCUCAGCGGAGCAUUUUAUUUUAAAACGUAAUUACUACAUGUGAAAUAUUGUGUCAUUAAAGAUAUUACAGUAGGUAGUUUGAAGAGUUGCCACCAUCAAUUUGGGAUUUGACAAUUGCAAAUGCUAAACUUUGCCACAGUAGCAGAAAUUUUUGAACAUCAAAUCGCAAAUUGAUGGUGUCAACUUUUCAAACGCAUUAAUGCUAUUCAUAUUCUAACGCAAUACUAGUAAAAUAUUCAAAUUAAAACAUAUGCAUUAUCCCAGAAAUGCUGACUACAACUGUGCAAUGUUGUUACCAAUAAUUUUGAAUGUCAUCCAGUCAAAAGUAGCGUUACAUAUCAUGUUGCAUUAGACUUACUCACAUGAUGACAUCAUUUUUCAAGUCAUGUACUUUAUAUAUUUUUUUAUUCUUUGUGUGUAUGAGGUAGUUUUGUUUUUCAUUUGCUCUAGGUAUGCUCAUGAUAAUCAUAAACACAAAUUGUAUAACUUCAUUCCAUUGAUAUAAUGAAAAAAUCUUUGUAAUUAUUGUUACUAUGUUUAUGACUUGUCACUAUGUGGCUUUUCCAGACAGUUUUACCCAUGUCAUUUAAUAGCAUUGUAAGCAAAUUUGUUUUUUCUUGCAUUAUAUUCUGUAUUUUACCGAUAAAUAGACUUAGUUUUUGAUGGUCAAUAUUAAACAUUUACAAUGACUGGGAACAGUUGCAGGCAAGACACUGGGUUCCAUGGAACCCUUUACAAAUUUUUAUUUGAUAGUACAUUUUGUACUUCUUUAUUUACAGACAGAAUCUGAUAUUUUGAAACAUUGGUUGAUAUUUUACAUUUUUUCAAAGCCUUCAUUCACAACGCUAUCAAUUUUGAUGUUGUCUUGUAAAAUUCAACAUAAAAAUACUCUACUUUUAUUUAUAAGUCAAAUGAAGAGAUGCAGUAUAAUCAUCAUAUUAGUUAUGUAACAAUAGAUUUGAAUAAGUGCCAAACCUUUCAACUUGUAAAUAAACCUUUUAUUUUCAUGUUGGCCUUUCCAGAAAUAAACAAACGAGGAAGGAGUACUCAAAUAAGAACGAUAUGGAUGCUUGGGGGAUGUGUGGUUUGAAAUAUUAGAAGAUUAUGAAACAAUCAACAAAAGCUGGUAACAUUCCUGAUAAUCCAUUCAAUGAGUUCUAUCUCAUUUACACAAACCAGCCGUGAUUAUAUCAUCUGCAAUGUAA
Mytilus californianus (California mussel) is the source of this 5826-nucleotide messenger RNA. Its product is annotated as mannosyl-oligosaccharide 1,2-alpha-mannosidase IA-like. Gene Ontology annotation, biological process: carbohydrate metabolic process; N-glycan processing. Bases 39 to 1964 code for a protein of 641 amino acids. Gene Ontology annotation, molecular function: mannosyl-oligosaccharide 1,2-alpha-mannosidase activity; calcium ion binding. Gene Ontology annotation, cellular component: Golgi membrane; endoplasmic reticulum. The transcript has 11 exons. Lineage: Eukaryota; Metazoa; Mollusca; Bivalvia; Mytilida; Mytilidae. The record is from RefSeq and is a predicted model, not a curated record.